Cyprinodon tularosa is the source of this 961-nucleotide messenger RNA. RefSeq lists its product as uncharacterized. The coding region runs from base 184 to 573 and encodes 129 amino acids. The transcript is spliced from 2 exons. Lineage: Eukaryota; Metazoa; Chordata; Actinopteri; Cyprinodontiformes; Cyprinodontidae. The record is from RefSeq and is a predicted model, not a curated record.
UUGAAGCUUUCAUUUUUGUUUCUAGUGUCUGAGGUUAGGUUUGUGGAGCGUGCAAACAGACUGACUAGAAACCUCACUGAGCUACAGCGGAGGUCACAGUUUCUAGAGGAGAAAAUGAAGGAGUUGAGCAGCCGUGUGAGGAAACAGGUGGAGGAGUAGUAUCGAACGGAGGUGGACAUAGACAUGAAGCUGAGAACCUGCCAGGGAGCCUGUCGGGAGCCGCUGCUUUACACUGUCGAUCAUCACAGCUACCAGACGCUUCAGACCAACCUUGGCUUCACUGACAAAACCAUGAAACACAGAAUCAAACCGGUCAGGCCCCGCCCAAACAUUCCCCAAGUCAAGCUGCAGCGGGCCAACGUCGGCUCCCGACUGUCCGCAGAAUACAAGCAGAUCCCGAUGGUCCGGAAGGAACUGCUGUUGCAUUUUGAAGACAUUGAGCUGAAUCAUGUGGUGCUGGUGGAGGAUCAGUCUGCUGAGGUGAAAGGUCCAACACAGAAGAGCGACCUCCUCGGGACAAGACUCGGCAGUACAUCUACACCUUAUGGAGAGAGACAUUCUUAUGAGGACUAGAAUGUUCAUAUAUUUGGGACAAAGAAGAUUGAGAAGAUAGUUUGAGAGGGGUGUGAAGGAAGUCAUCUAUAAUAAAAAAAGAAAAACCAACCUUAAACAGAGGGGUGGACUCCAAAUGAGUUUCAAUACAGCAAUAUAGUUUAUUCCUUCCCGCUAUCAUUGCUGCCCCACCCCCACGCAGGGGAGCAGAGCACCUCUUUGUUCAGCCAUGCCAACAAUUCCAUCUAACGACCCCCCUUCCUUUCAAAGAUAUGGACAGGUAUUGGGUAUUGCAGGCUAACAAAGAACCCAAAGACUGCCCAUUCCCAUGGGGCAGACCCGUUCGUCCGUUUCAAUUUGCAUGACGUUUAACUUCUUGUUUUGGUUUAGAAAACAACAAACAAGGUUC